Molecule: messenger RNA, 12687 nt
Organism: Rattus norvegicus (Norway rat)
Lineage: Eukaryota; Metazoa; Chordata; Mammalia; Rodentia; Muridae
Source: RefSeq, a predicted model, not a curated record
GCGUGGUGGGGCGGGACUAGUGGUGGGGCGGGGCCCGAAGGCGCGCGCUGCUCAGACUAGGAGGAGGGCCAGGAGCGCGCGGCGCGCGAGUCUGGGAUCAGAGCGCGCCGAGCUCCGUAUCCCAAAGAGGGAGAGAACCUCAAGGGGCCCGCCCCGGGACUGCUAAGAGCGCACGAGCCUCGCAGACUGCAGGCCAGGGAAGCGGGAGCCAGCCCCCGCCGCCGCCGCCACCACCGGCCACCAAGGGCGGAGCUACGGCCCGGAGGGCCAUGCGCCACCGGGUCCGAGGAUCCCGGCCGCGGUCCGGGCAGCGCUUCUCCGGCGCCCCGGCCGGCGCGGCCGAAGCUGCGCGCCUGUAGGUACGGCCUGCUUGUCCUCAGCUCCCUGUCCUAAGGUUCCUUUACCCGGUGCCCAGCAGUUCCCGAGGGCGUGUGUGUGAGUGUGAUUGUGAUCGUGUGGUUGUGUGGUUGUGUGUGUGUGUGUGUGUGUGUGUGUGUGUGUGUGUGUGUGUGUGUGUGUGUGUUAAGGUGUGUGCUCACUGCCUCCCCGGGAAGCGCGGCCGCACGCGCCUGGGUCCAAGCGUGUCUUUGUGUGCACCGGUGGGAGGGAGGAGGACGCGCGACAGAGGGGAUGAACCCCUCUGGGAUCGGAUCCCAGACUCACUGCCCAGGAGAGGUGGAGAGUAACGGGAAGCUGGGGCGGGGGAAGAAGCCACCUCCAGAGCAGCUGAGCCCCUUUCCCCUCAUCGGACCCUGGCUCGUUGGAGGGGCGAGCGCAGCUGGUCCUCUACAGGAAGGGAUCCGAUGCUGGGGGGGAGGGGACGUUCAGGUCUCUUCCCGGGUCUGGGAGGAGGUGGGUCAACCCAGCAUGAGGGUGAUGGCUACACGCUGGGGUCUAGAGAGACCCCAGCGGAGCCACAGUUAUCCCGUGGGGAUACCCCCUUAAGGCCCAGGCCCUCUUAUCCAAGGCCACCAUUCGUGACCCGCCCACUCUGGAGCGCCAGAGCAGCCCGGGUUUUGAGAGGAGGAUCGCCGAGGGUGACAGGCCGGCGCCUUUAAGAAGGGGCGGGUUAGUGCCCUCCAUUCAGCCCCUUCGGCCUAGGCCAUUGAUGAACCUGUGAGCUGCGCGUGUAGGAGCCGCGCCAGGGCUGCGGGCCGAAACCAGGCAGAGGCUGGGACCUGCCUGGGCUUUCCUACCGUUCCACCUUCGCUUAGUCCCCUAAGUGGAGUCUUUGAGGUCAGAAGUCUGCAGUGACCGGAGAGUCGCAGGGUAUCCCCCAAAGAGUCGGUGACCAAGAAUAAACCAGAGUCUAGUUCGCCCGAGGUGAGGCAGGGGGUGGGGCUGUCAGACCAGUGUUGAACUUCAUCUCUGCCUCUUUGUGGAUUUUUAAAAAUUUUGCGUGUGUGUGUGUGUGUGUGUGUGUGUGUGUGUGUGUGUGUGUCAGAGGACAACUUUCGAGAGUCAGUUCUUUCUUUACAUGGGUUCUAGGGACCAAACAGCAAGUGUCGUCAUUACCCACUGAGACAUCUCACCAACACGGCCUCUGCCCCCUGAGCUGAUUAACCUUGUGUGCCAAAUAAAAUGGUGUUUCUCCCAGGGGACCUGAUGGAAAUGUCCCACUCAGAAAGCACCCCUCAUACUUGGGCAGUCGCCCUAGGUAUGUGGUUUCCCCAGGAGGCUAUAGGGAAUGGGGGAUUUGAAGCCCCUAGACUGUAUCAUAUUCUUCCAUAUAUCUCUUUUGGCUUCCAAGACGUUUGAAAAAAAAAUCUUUCAAAAAGCAUUAGGCUAGUGUGAGGCCUCAUGGUUUUGUUUGCUUGCUGCUGCUGCUGCUGCUGCUGCUGGUGAUGGUAGUGGCUGAGAUAGUCUCACUAUGUAGCCCGGCUGGCCUGAGGCUCUCUUUGUAGACCAAGCUGGCCUUGAAGUCAGAAGGAUUUCUGCCUGUGUUUAAUUGACUCUUAAAUUAUUACUGUUGUUGUGUGCGUGUGUGUGAUGUGUGUGGGCUCAUAUGGCUCCGUACACAUGCAAAGAUCAGAGAACAGCUCUGUGGACUUUUCAGUCUCUCUUUACACCUCUAUGUGGGGUUCCAGUGGGUGAGCUUACAGGGUGAGGUAGUGAACCCCUCUCCCUGCUAAGUGAGCCUUUUACCAGCCUGAGGCAGAGUUGGUUUAAGGAGCAGGACCUCAGAGCCAGAGUUGGCCAGCUGCUGCUUUCUUGAAUCAGUUACCCCCUUUGUCUCUGUAAGGAGCCUACACACUCCCUGGAAAGUGUGAACCUUGGUAGUGAGGACUGUGGGUGCCCCAUAAUUGAACAGUUCUGGGGAACAGAGAGUUAAAGAACACACUUUCUCCCCGCCCCUCCCCACCCCCCAGUUGUGAUGAAACACUUUCCAAAGUUUCUUAGUCCCUUACAUACUUACUAGGAGUCCCCAAGGAGGGCUUGGAACACACACCCAGACACACACACACACACACACACACAUACACACACACACAGUACCGAACGAAGGCAAGGCCAUCCAGCCAGUGGAGUCUCUACCUCCCAGGGGCUAGCUUAAUUGAUCUCAGAUGACCCAUGCCAAGCUCUGAGCAUUGUCACAAAACAAAUUUAGGGGAAGUAGAAUGGUUUGCCCAAAGUCUCUCAGCCCACGCGUCAGAGACCUCCAAGCCACUCCCCCUCUCCCCCGCCCCGGCAAGAGCUUCAGCUCUGAUUUUGUUUUUAAAUUUUUAUAACAUUUGUUUGUGUGUGCUGCGUGGGUGCCCUGCUGUGGCACAUGUGGACAUCAGAAGACAACUUUGGAAGCAGCUCUCUCCUUCCAUCAUGUGGGUCCCGGGAAUGGAACUGGGGUCACUAGACUUGGCCACAAGCAUCUUGACCUACAAAGUCAUUUUAAUAGCCCUUGGGUUUUUUCUUUUGUUUUGUUUUUGUUCUUGAGACAGGGUCUUUCUCUGUAGCCCUGGCUAUCCUGGAACUCACUUUGUAGACCAGGCUGUCCUAGUACUCCCGGAGAUCUGCCUGCCUCUGCUUCCUGAGUGCUGGGAUCAAAGGUGUUCGACGCUGCCACCAGCUGGUGUCCUUAUUUGAGAUAGCUUCAUGCAACCCAGGAUGGCCCCCAUCUCUCUCUCUUACCAAGGCUGGGCUCCUGGAGCUCUUAACUCCACCUCCUAAACGCUGGGGCGUGCGCUGCCAUGCCUAAAGCUGAUUCUUACUUCUUGCAUGGUCCCCUGAGCCCUGGUAAAGUGCGAGGGAGGGUUUUCGGGUGCUGUGAGCCUCCGGGCUGCAGUCCCCAUGAGGGGAGAUUUAGUUAGACAGAUCCUCGCCAUCUGUCUUUGGCUGUCCAUGUGGGGUUACAGGGGCUGUCACAAACCCAGCUUCUAAUGAAGUCUCUUUCACUCUCACCUAACUGCGUCUUUUUAUGGCUGUGCUCUGUCCCCAGGGACAGCGAGUAUAUCCUCAGCCUGAAUUCAAGCCCACACCUUUCUGGGCACAGUAAACAGGGGCAUGGCUGUGUGGGAGUAUGCUGCUUUUCUUCCUCUGAGUGAAGUAGGUGUUGAGGGUGAACUCUGCAGAUGCUGGUAAGCCCUCUGAGGAUAGGGAGCAAGUCAUCUGAAGUCACAGUCUGGUGGAGGAGACGGUCACAAGCCACAGGUGUUAUCCUAGAGCAGGGUAGAGGCAACCCAGGAGAAGGGGCUCUCCAGUCCCCUGUAGGCUGCAGGCAGAUCAGCGGAAAGGGUCUGCAUCUGCAGCACCCAGAACUGAAGGGGUCACAGGAGGGAGGCCUUGGGGAUCACUCGUACUGUGUGUCAGGAAAAGCGCACGCACACAACAGAGCAGCUAGAGAGAUGGCUUUCAGUGCUCACCACAUGUAUGAGGAACUGAGGCACAUCCGUCCCCAGAAACCUUACACUGAUAUGCAUGCCUUUAAGAUCUGAGACUGGAGGAUGCCUGGGUGCUUGCUGGCCAGCCAACUAGGCCCCCUCACAAAACAUGAGGUAGCAAGUGAUUGAGGAAGUCACCUGGUGUCAACCUCUAAUGCACACACGCUUGAGUGCACACACGGUAGCAGGAAAAGAGGAACACCUUGUAGGUCUGGGGGUGCUGGGUCAAGUUCCAAGUGCAUCACAUGAUACUGGAAGAGGGGGACUCCUGAACCCUAGGCCCUAAGCCCAAGUCAGAUCUGAGCCACCUCUGCUCUGCAGUGCCCCCACCCCCCAGCCCCAGUAAAGCAAGGGUAGGGUAUGAGGAGGGCUGGUUCAGCUGGAGCCAGCUUAGCAGGGUUUCGGGGAGCUGUCCAGCACUGGGUGAUUCUGAGGAAAAAUAUAGCGGACAUCCUCCACUCUGCUUAGUGUGCGGUCCCAGUCCCCAACCCUGCUCUCCAGACCCCUGCUUCCUUCAGGUCCAAGACGUGGGUUCCCCUGCUCUUCUUUCCCAAAAAGCAAGUGCUGGGUCCCCUUUCUGUGCCCCUGAAAGAAUUUCUUCUGGGAAUCCGAGCUAUAGGAUGGGACAGGCCUGGAACUUGCCUCCUUCUGCAUUCUGGGUCCCCACACAGUGUGUCUGUUACACUAAGGGGGUGUGGACUUGUACAAAUCCAGUAGAGGAGAGUCUGGGUCCCCCCUCACCAGAACCCCAUUUCUUCAUCUAGGGUAGUGGGCGAGGCCUUCCUUUGUUCCUCUGUUAUAGGGAAGAUGCUGUAGGAGAAAGGUAGCCCAGUCGUGUGUGGGAGACAACUGUGGACCCUCAAUUUAUAGAGAUUUGAGUGGGGAGCAUCAAGAAACAGAGAGACCAGGGAAGAAGUGUCUGUAGCUAGGUGCCUUGUUUUGCUCAAGCAAGAGAAGGGACUUACUACUUUUUAAUUCUUAUUUACUUUUUUAAAUUAAAUUUUAUUUUAUGUGUUUGGGUAUUUUACCUGCCAUGUAUUUGUACACUACUUUUUCCUUUUUAGAUUUAUUUAUUUCAUGUGUAUAAGUACACUGUCGCUGUCUUCAGACACACCAGAAGAGGGCGUCGGAUCCCAUUACAGAUGGUUGUGAGCCACAUGUGGUUGCUGGGAUUUGAACUCAGGACCUCCGGAAGAGCAGUCAGUGCUCCUAACCCCUGAGCCAUCUCUCCAGCCCCCUUUUAUUUACUUUUAAUUUUAAAAAUUACAUUGUUCAUUUUCCACGUGUAUGUGUGUGCAACGCCAGAUGUGUUGGUCAGAGAGCAACUCAGGAGAGUCAGUUUUCUUCUUCCACCAUUUGGGCCCCAAACUCCGGCUGUCAGGCUUGGCGGCAAGCACCUUUAUCCGUGAGCCACCUCACCCUCCCUGCUUACUUGUUAUGGAGACAGAGUCUCAUGUAAACCAGACUGGCUUUCAACUUGUUAUGUUGCUAAGAAUGGCUGGCCUUGAACUCAUGACCCUGCUACUUCUGCCUCCCCCACGCUGGGAUUACAGGCAUGCACCAUACAUGGCUCUGUGUGAGGUUAGCAUGCUCUCACCCUCCGUCUAUGGGAUGGGGAAGUGGAGGCCCCAGCAGGGGUGCAGGCCACAUGCUAGGAGGCAGAGAAGCUGGGAUUCAGACAGACCUACUCCAUCUGGCCACUUCACCACCCCAAUGUGCAUGGAGGGACGUGCUUCAGUUAGUUCUCUGAGAGACAAAAGAGUGUCCUAGACUGUCUAACAGGUGCAUUCCUUGGUUGGGAGGAAAUCUCUGGAUGCUCGGAGGGAAGCAUGGUGCUGAGAGACCCCCCUCCCCCUCCCUCCGCACACACCUUAAACCAGCAGCUAAUACUAUUUUUUCUUUGGAGGCAAGGGAGGGUUUUCUGUCACCCUGCACAGCCUUGAACUCCUGGUCCUUCUUUCUCCCCCUUCUGUGAGCUGGCAUUACAGAUGUGCACCGCCUUGCCUGUAUAGGCAAUGCUAGGGAUGGAACCCAGAAUUUUAUGUGUGCUAGGCAAGCCCUCUAUCCACCAGCUCCUGUAGACUCUUAUUGUCUAUGGUCCCAGCAGGUUCAAGUCAAGCUGACUUCUUCCCAAAGCCAGCAUCGUGGGUGGGAAAGGAUGGGAAAUUCCAGUCACAUCCUCCCUCUAGCAUGAGGCUCUGGUUCAGAUCCUGCUGUGUACAUGUGGUGCCGGCCAAGAGGUCGGGUAGCCCCGAGAAGCAAUGCUCGGGUACCUAACGUUCCCGUUGGGCACCACUCUGGCCUGCAGGAAUGUGGGUGGGCUGCGUGGAGAGAGAUACAUGGGAGCCACGGGAAGCUGAAUGAGCCUCUGCCGUAAUUGGGAGGCCGAGUGGCACCAGGCAAACCAGGGCACUACUGGAAAGGGAGGACAUGAGCGAUCGUGGCUGGAGCCAGGAUCCAGGGAAGUCCUGUGUGAAUGACGGUAGACUGUUCUUGUGUUUUGAAGGGGAGGAGUGUCAUUAAAUGGCUCAUUAAAGGACGCUGUCUCACCAAAAACAGAUGACCAUUCAUUCUGGUCAUCUCUUCCUCUCAUGCUGUUGGUGGUCCCGCACAAACUAAGGGCCAUCUUGCCUAAUGUUGCCUGCAUCCCUCCUGGCUACCGUAUCGCACAUCACACCUGGGCCCCCCUAGUAGCCAGUAGAUUGCACCCUGAGGGACCUCAGACUCCUCAGCCUUCCCCUCCCGGGAGUAUCUGUCGACUCCUGAGCCAAGAGGGUACCAGAGGGAGGCUGUUGUCACCACAGCAAGGGUUUCCCAGAAACCCGAGCCUCCUGGGCAGGGGGCGGGGCCGCCGCGUCUCCCCGCCCACCGAGCCCAGGAUCGAUUAGUGCUCUGCCCAUUAGCGCGGAGCGGCAAGGCGGCCUCAUCAAUAUUUUAAGGAAUGACCAGGCCUUGGGGUCCGGAACUGCUCACUGCUAGCGGGGGUUGAAGACGGGCUUUUUUCCCUCCCUUUUCCUAUUGUCAGCGCUAUUUUUACUACCGGAAAGCCGUCCACCCCCUCUGCUGCCCUGUCUGCGCAGUGACUCUGUCUGAGUGUCUGGCCUUGAGGUUAGUCAAGGCAGUGGCUUUGAAAGACCAUGAGCAGGGGGAUCUUAGUCAAGCUGUCCCUGCCCUGCUCUCGCGACCCCUCCAAAGCCCCAUCCCACUUAAGAACAACAACAAAGCCAAAAAGCUCUGGGGAUAGCUGAACGGUGGGGUGCCUGCCUGGCAUGCAUGAAGAUCUGGCUUCCCUCCCAGUCUGAUACUGCACACCUGUAAUCCCCGUACUGCAGGAGCCUUGAAGACAAGAGAUCAAGGUCCUUGUCGGCAAUAUAAUGAGUUCGAGGCCAGCCUCAAGUACCUAAGAGACUUUUAAAAACAAUAAAAGCAGCGUUCUUUCCAGGCGAGGAGCCAGUUAGGGGAGCUAAGAUCAGACAGACCCAAUUGUAGUGAAGAGUGGCAGACGCUGGACCUUUCUAGUACCUAGGGACCUACCAUCCCCCCACUCCCCACCCUCCCACCCCCCCAACCCUGGUCUAGUAGGCUUUGUCUAUCUCUGCCCAAAGAGCUCAGGAUGUUUUCAUUCCUUACCUGUCCCAGGUCCUCGUUGGGUGGCAGCUGGUCUUCAAUGUCCAGCGAGUGUACUUUCAUAGCUCACCCAGCCCCUGCUCCAGCCCUCUGUUACACUGAUAGAGAAACCAAGGCUCCGGGGAAUGGGGUAUUGGGCCAGGAUGGAGCACACUCCUCCCCGGGCUGAGUCACUAGGCUUCUUCUAGCACCAGGUGCUGCAGGAGGAGCGUUGGGAUAUAACCACAGACACCAGAGGUCACAGGCCACAAGGACAUGUGAAUUCCUGUCUAGUACAGAAACUUCCAGGAAAAGGCAGGGUUAUCGGCUCAGGAGUGGGUAAGAGCACUGGCUUUGAAAGCAUGAGUUCUAAUCCCCAAGACUGAAUGUGGCCAUAUGCACUCUGACCCCACUACAGCGGGCCGUGGGUCUGGCUGGCUACCAGUCUACCACUGAGCUCAAUGAGAGAAUCCUGUCUCAAUGAAGUAAGGGGAGUGAGGGGGGAGGGUAUGGUCGUCCUGUACCCCCCCACACACACACACACGAUAGGGCUUGUAAGAUGACUCAGUAGGUAAAGGUAACUAAGCCUGACAACCUGUGAUCAACCCUUAGAACCCACACAAUGGAAGGAGAGAACCAACCCCCAUAGACUGGGCUCUGACUUCCACACAUAGGUUGUGAUGCAGGCAUGCACGUGCGCGCGCGCGCGCGCGCACACACACACACACACACACACACACAAGUGUAAAACUAAAAUAGAAGGUUCUAUACACCUGAAGGCCAAGGAGAAAAGCAAUCCAGGCAGAGAUAGGAGGGGAAAGAGACCAAGGUCAAGGGGCUUUAAUUCAUGAACCUUCUAAGCCAGUCCCUAGUGGGGACAGGAUGACAUUGUCCACCCUGCUUCCAGUACCCUGCUCUCUGGCCCUGCUUUCCCACUGUGUGAACCCACGAUCAUCUGCACACUGAUUGUCACACACUGCUGAUCUCCACAGUGAGUGGGAAACCUUCCUGGCCAGAGAAGAUGGGGACAGUGCCUGCUGUGGCUAUGAUGUUUACUACCUGAGCCAUUGGUCUGCCCUUCUAGGGAGGGGUGAGCCGUUCCUUCUCCAAGUGAAGCUCAGAAUUAUGUAAGGUCAGCCGAGGUCAAGAACUUCAUUUCCUCCCGGAUCCGGCCCCAAGGGUUGUUGGGAGCAGCACUUCCUUGUGUGGGUCCAUCGGUCUGCAGUGCCUCCCUGUGUCUUUCCUGUGUGUGAGUUCUGGACUCCCUGUCUAUAGGCAGAGGAUGUAUUGGCCUCUCUUGAUACAUUUGUUUCUUUCUUUGAUUUCAUUUUGAGAUCAAAUCUUGCCUAAGCUGGUCUGGAAUUUUCUAUUAGCUUGGAGUAACCUAAGACUUCCAACCCUCCUGCCUCACCCUCCUUGGUUUUUUUUUUUUUUUUGGAGCUGAGGACCGAACCACCCAGGGCCUUGCGCUUGCUAGGCAAGUGCUCUACCACUGAGCUAAAUCCCCAACCCCCUGCCUCACCCUCCUAAUGCUAAGCUUACAGGCACAUGCCGCCCAGGCUGGCACAACUGUCUCCUCUAAGACCCUCCACCCUAAAGCUAGGCUUAUAAUCAGGUGCCACCACACCCUGCUUCCCCUGUUCUCUGUAGCCUGGGACACAAGACAGCUAGCUAUACUGGCCCAUAAGCUCCUGGCCUGCCGGUGGGGUUGGAGAAGAGAGGGCAGGAAAGAUCCAGCCACUCUCCUGCUUAGGACACAAUGCACCUCUCAGAAUCUUGGCGGAGUCUAAUUUCCACCUGGCUUGGGUGGGGCCCUACAUAGGCCCUGUCCUCCGUGAUUCUGUUCCUUCUCCAUUCAAAGGCUUUCACAGCCAUCAGAAGGGACAAAGGGAAGCCUAAAACCCAGUGCCAGGGCUGACCUCCUAGCAGCCUCCACACAGGCCCAUAAUUAGCCUUCCGACCAUGCUCACCCAUGCCAUCACACAGAGUAGGAGAUGCCCUGCUGGGUAAGUGCAUGGACUUGGGGCAGGCCCUCCUGGGUUUAGCAGUGAGUCCUUCCAUCCUUCUUGGAGGUCAUGGUGGUGGUGGUGGUGGUGGUGGUGGUGACGGCAGUGGCCUAGCAGGUACAGUCCCUACUUCCAGGGAAAAGAGUGAGUGACAGGAAUCUGAGAUAUGACUCAGGCCUUCCUUCCGCCCACAAGGACAACCCGUGCCAGCCGGAGAGAUAGACUUAAAAGCAGGCACAGAGCACAGCACAAGUGGUAGCUUGCUAGAGGGACACUCAUGGAAGCUUAGAAGAGACACUUGUCGCGCAAGGCCCUGGGUUCAGUCCCCAGCUCCGAAAAAAAGAAAAAAGAAGACGAAGAAAGAAAAAAAAAAAAAAAGAGAGAGAGACACUUGUGCCAGCCUGGACAGAGGAAGUCAAGGAAGGCUUCCUAGAGGAAGAAGUUUCAUUAUGGAAGGAUGACUAGGAGUUGAGAAACAGGGUAGAGUAAGGGUCAGGCAUCCGUGACGCUCAUGAGGACCCAGCGCCCACCUCUCUCCACUUCACGGACUUCGCACACUGCCCUCUGAUUUCCAAAAGUCUCACCGCAGUCAUUGCUCCUUCCGUGGCGCCACCUUUGUCCUAUCUAUAGUCCGAGGCUGCCAUGGGACCAAAGCCAUGAAUGGUGCCACCCCCGGCUCGGCAGCCGCCCCCGCCCCAGUCCCCGACUGGAGGCAAUUCUGCGAGCUGCACGCUCAGGUAGCUGCUGUGGACUUCGCUCACAAGUUCUGCCGCUUCCUUCGGGACAACCCGACCUACGACACGCCUGACGCUGGGACCUCGUUCUCCCGCCACUUUGCAGCCAACUUCUUGGCAGUCUUCAGCGAGGAAGUGCGCCGCGUGCUGGGGACAGCAGCUGACACCAUGGAACCCGAGCCUGCGGUGACCUCCGUGACCUCGGCGCUCAAGACUGCAACCUAUGGCCACUCUCGCAGCUCCGAAGAUGUGUCUGCUCACGUGGCUACCAAGGCCCGUGUCCGCAAAGGCUUCUCACUGCGUAACAUGAGCCUGUGUGUAGUGGACGGAGUGCGCGACCUAUGGCACCGGCGCGCAUCCCCAGAGCCCGAGGGUGGGGCCACCCCGAAAACCACCGAGCCUGUGUCCGAGCCUCGUGACAAAUGGACGCGACGUCUGCGGCUGGCACGAACCCUGGCAGCCAAAGUGGAGUUAGUGGACAUCCAGCGCGAGGGCGCACUGCGCUUCAUGGUGGCAGAUGAUGCAGCCUCCGGCCCUGGGGGCACGGCACAGUGGCAGAAAUGUCGCCUGCUCCUCCGAAGGGCUGUGGCCGGAGAGCGCUUCCGCCUGGAGUUCUUCGUGCCACCCAAGGCUUCCAGACCCAAGGUCAGCAUCCCCCUGUCGGCCAUCAUCGAGGUCCGAACCACCAUGCCCCUGGAAAUGCCUGAGAAGGACAACACAUUUGUGCUCAAGGUGGAGAACGGAGCGGAGUACAUUCUGGAGACGAUAGACUCACUACAGAAGCACUCGUGGGUGGCUGACAUCCAGGGCUGUGUGGAUCCUGGGGACAGUGAGGAAGACACAGGGCUGUCUUGUGCACGGGGAGGCUGUCUGGCCAGCCGCGUGACCUCCUGCAGCUGUGAGCUCCUGACAGAAGCAGACAUGCCCCGGCCCCCAGAGACGAUGACAGCAGUGGGUGCUGUGGUUACAGCUCCACAUGGCCGAGCUCGUGACACCGUGGGAGAGUCCCUGGCUCACGUUCCCCUGGAGACUUUCCUGCAAACCCUGGAGUCUUCAGGUGGUGUCAGUGAGAGCAAUAACACAGGGGAUGAAGGAGCUGAGCUGGACCCCGAUGCUGAGGCUGAGCUGGAACUCUCCGACUACCCCUGGUUCCAUGGGACACUGUCCCGGGUGAAGGCCGCCCAGCUGGUGUUGGCUGGUGGGCCCCGGAGUCACGGCCUCUUUGUGAUCCGCCAAAGCGAGACUCGGCCUGGGGAGUGUGUGCUGACCUUCAACUUCCAGGGCAAGGCCAAGCACCUUCGCCUUUCUCUGAAUGGUCACGGCCAGUGUCAUGUCCAACACCUGUGGUUCCAGUCGGUGUUUGACAUGCUUCGACACUUCCACACCCACCCCAUUCCCCUGGAGUCAGGAGGAUCCGCUGACAUCACCCUACGAAGCUACGUGCGUGCCCAAGGUCCACCUCCUGAUCCAGGACCAGCGCCCAACACUGCAGCCCCGGUCCCGGCCUGCUGGACGGAGCCGGCUGGCCAGCACUACUUCUCCAGCCUGGCCACGGCCACCUGCCCACCCACUUCACCCUCCAAUGGCGCUGGAGCAUCGUCGUCAUCCGGUUCAUCAUCCUCUGCUACGUCCGUGCCCCCACGCCCAGCCGAGGGGCCACUCAGUGCGCGCAGUCGCAGCAACAGCACAGAGCACCUGCUAGAGGCUGCAUCCGGAGCCACUGAGGAGCCCGCAGAUGCCACGCUGGGCCGCGCUCGCGCUGUGGAGAAUCAGUACUCCUUUUACUAGCUGCCAUGCCUAUUACCCACGGGUGUCACGCACAACACAGCAGGCCACGAACACCUGCUGUCUGUCCUGCCCACCCACAGCCUGGCUAGCCCAUGACGGUCAACAACACCUAACAAAUGGCUAGACACACCUAUCCAUGGUCUAGCAUGGCCAAGACAGAUGGCCAGCCUAGCCACUUCAAACCCCAGGGGCCCAUUAUGACCGUGUGUGGCAGGCCAAGGCUAAGUCCAUGGUCGAUCAAACCCAUGAUAGCCCUCCAAUGAUUUCACGCCCCGCCCACUGGUGGUUGGCCACGCCCACCAGCAGCUAUUUCUAUACAGUCCAUCGUAUCCACGACAGGCAGCUCACUGACAACUAACCACAUUUGGUGACUUCAGGCCCUGCCUACUGUUGGUUGGUUACUCCUACAGUGGCAUCAUGGCCAACCCACUGGCUGCCUGCUUUGCUCGAGGGUAGCAAGCCACGUCUAUCAAGCCCAUGAAGGCUUACCCACUGAUUCCUAACAACCUCAGGCCCUGCCCACCCAUGUUGGGUCACAUACUCCAAUAGCCCACCAGGCUGUGGUCCGCCUAGCCUAGGACAGCCUGUCACGCCCACCAGCCCCAGCCCAACGCUGGGGGGAAAAGCCAAGCUCUUCAGUGAAGACAAACAUUAUUAAAGAGCCUGUUUUAGGGACUA